AUGGGAUCUGAUGACAAUUGUCAUAAUUUACAGAAAGUAAAUGAUGCUGAGGGGAGUGCUGGAGAGGCAGGAAAAGCAGUAGCUCAGAGUGGCAUGCGCAAGUCUAUUUAUUGCCUAUGUCCAACUGGUGACACUCCAUCAUCUGCUAGAUUGUUUGAUGCUAUUGUUAGUGGGUGUAUUCGUGUUAUUAUUAGUGAUGAACUAGAGCUUCCCUUUAAAGGAAUACUUGAUUAUUGGAAGGUAUGCCCUUUUAAUUUUUUGAUAGCUUUGUUUGUUUCUUUGAGCGACGCUGUGCAAUCGGGAUCACUUUUAAAGUUCCUCAGAAGUGUUAGUCCUGCUCAAAUCAAGGCAAUGCAAAUGAACUUAGCUAAGGUCUCAAGGCAUUUUCUAUAUUCCCAACCAGCUCAACCUAUGGGUCUAGAAGACUUGAUUUGGAGAAUGACAGGCAAACUCCAUGGACAAGUGCAGUUGGGAUCACUUUUAAAGUUCCUCAGAAGUGUUAGUCCUGCUCAAAUCAAGGCAAUACAAAUGAACUUAGCUAAGGUCUCAAGGCAUUUCCUAUAUUCCCAUCCAGCUCAACCUAUGGGUCUAGAAGACUUGAUUUGGAGAAUGGAUGAUUUGACAGCCACACGUGUACAGCAGUGUCACCAGUCCCAAUUUACUGUGCAAAGAAUCAUCGAGACCGCUGGAGAUAAUGAGGCCUUGCUCUUUGAAUCCUUAUAUGUGAAUGAUGAAAUUUAG
This is a messenger RNA of Ilex paraguariensis (yerba mate), 741 nucleotides long. The record is from the annotation of a GenBank genome assembly. Lineage: Eukaryota; Viridiplantae; Streptophyta; Magnoliopsida; Aquifoliales; Aquifoliaceae.